CACAGCAGUCCAACGAAGCCGAGUCUGCCUUUCAGCCUGCGAUGAAGCUGCUAUUUCGAGUCGCGCAUAUUCUGCUCGUAUUCUUUCUCUCUUCUCUACUAAUCUACAGCGUCUAUUACGCGUUCGCGCUUCUAGGGAAAGAUCAGCAGUACGGCUCGCCGCAGGAGGUGCAGGCCAAUUCUGAAAUAGACAUCAACGACGUCUCUCGCAAGCCGUCACCACAGGAGAUAGCUGCAUCGAUGAACACACUAUGGGACUACCUAGACGACUGGGAUGAAGAGCAUUGCAAAAACGUAUGCGAGGCUUCGUGGGUUGCCUGUCGACUGAGGAACUGUUAUCAUCUACCGGAUGUCAGGAAACAAGAGUUGUGAAGACGGCAUCCCGCAAGCUUGACACCUAACGCUAAGCGACCUGUACGCGAUCUCGCUGCAACAUCAUUUGAAGCAUUUCGAUCGUGUUGCUGUGGCUUGCAGUGAGAUUCGAUAUGUCCUAACAACAGUCAUGUGGGGUUGCGCGAGGCUCUGGAGAUGAUUGCUCAAUGCCGGAGUGCCCCACA
Alternaria rosae is the source of this 556-nucleotide messenger RNA. RefSeq lists its product as uncharacterized. The record is from RefSeq and is a predicted model, not a curated record. NCBI's taxonomy places the organism in Eukaryota, Fungi, Ascomycota, Dothideomycetes, Pleosporales, Pleosporaceae. The transcript is spliced from 2 exons. Bases 42 to 371 code for a protein of 109 amino acids.